Messenger RNA from Molossus molossus (Pallas's mastiff bat), 1095 nucleotides. RefSeq names its product mitochondrial ribosomal protein L48 (gene MRPL48). The coding region runs from base 134 to 769 and encodes 211 amino acids. Lineage: Eukaryota; Metazoa; Chordata; Mammalia; Chiroptera; Molossidae. The transcript has 8 exons. The record is from RefSeq and is a predicted model, not a curated record. Gene Ontology annotation, cellular component: mitochondrial ribosome.
AUGAGUGAGUCUCGGUCGGAUAUUGUUACUGGACCCGAUCGAGGCUGUUCCGUCAGUGUUAUCAGCCGCCCAGAGAUUGCAGCUGUUUGGGCUGAUCUUCAGCUUACACAAUAACUGGCCGCAGCAGCAAAGGAUGAACGGAGCUCUGGGAAAGGUGCUGUGUUUGAAGAACGAUAUCAUUUUUAAGAAAGCCUUUCCCCUUUUAAGGUCCAAAACUUCAGGAAAGAAUCCCAUCUGUUCUGUAGGUGGCAUUCUGCUGAGUACCAGUCGGCACUACAAGACAAAGCCCACCCAUGGCAUUGGAAGAUACAAGCACCUAAUUAAAGCACAAGAGCCCAAGAAGAGGGGAAAAGUAGAAGUGAGACCCAUUAAUUUGGGGACAGAUUAUGAAUAUGGGCUUUUGAACAUUCACAUGACUGCAUAUGACAUGGCCCUGGUAGAGAGUUAUGCCCAAUAUGUUCACAACCUCUGCAACCAUCUCUCCAUUAAAGUGGAGGAAAGUUAUGCGAUGCCCACCAAAACCAUGGAGGUGUUACGGCUGCAGGACCAAGGCAGCAAAAUGUUUGUGGAUGCAGUUCUUACCACCCAUGAGCGAGUGGUUCAGAUAAGUGGUUUGAGUGCUACAUUUGCAGAGAUUUUCUUGGAAAUAAUCCAAAGCAAUCUUCCGGAGGGAGUCAAAUUGUCAGUGAAGGAGCACACUGAAGAAGACUUCAAGGGACGGUUCAAAGCUCGACCAGAACUAGAAGAACUCUUAGCCAAGCUGAACUAGCUCAUUGCAUACUCUUUCAUGCCAGCACUGGUGAUACUGAGUGCCAAGUUAAACAGGAGACCCUACCCCUUAGAUAUAAGUAUCCAUCCCACAGCCAGUGAUGCCUCCUGUCCUCUGUGGAGGAGUGCUUGUCACUUGUCACCACUUUCCUCUGAGCCAGCCCUCGUUAUCCUCCAUCUAAUAAAAAUCUGCUGAUAAUGGGUGUUUUUAAAAAAUAAUUUAUUGAGGUGAAAUUCACAUACAACAAAACAAACCAUUUUAAAGUGACUGAUUCAGUGGUAUUUAAUACAUUCACAAUGGCGUACAAUCACCACCUCUAUCUAGUU